Necator americanus (New World hookworm) is the source of this 666-nucleotide messenger RNA. RefSeq lists its product as uncharacterized. Bases 1 to 666 code for a protein of 221 amino acids. Gene Ontology annotation, molecular function: nucleic acid binding. Lineage: Eukaryota; Metazoa; Nematoda; Chromadorea; Rhabditida; Ancylostomatidae. Gene Ontology annotation, biological process: DNA integration. The record is from RefSeq and is a predicted model, not a curated record. The transcript has a single exon.
AUGAAAGAUCCAAAGGGAAUCGUGCGAUGUCGGGGAAGACUUUGGAAUUCCGACCUUACGAAGGAUGCCAAAUUUCCUAUCCUCAUCGCGGCAAAGACGCCAUUAGCAUCAUUGAUCAUUGAAGAAGCACAUGGCACAUUCCAUCUCAGUACCGUUCAUACGAUGGCAAAAGUACGAGAAAAUUCCAGGAUUCCACAAUUGAGGAGACAAGUUCAAAAGAUCCUACGAAGAUGCGUCCCGUGCCAAAAGAUGAAUAAUUUACCCUUCCGAUACCCAGAAAUGUCAGACCUCCCUACUCGACGUGUAACGCGCACCAGACCAUUCCAGCAUGUAGGCAUCGAUUACUUCGGCCCGAUUACAACUAAGCAAGCUAGGGAAGAACGAGACAAAGCUUACGGAAUAAUCAUCACGUGCACGGUCACUCGACUAAUCCAUAUGGACUGCGUAAGAGACAUGUCAACGGAAAAUCUCCUACAUGCGUUACGACGCUUUUUCGCCAGGCGAGGAGUCCCAGAAACAAUCACAUCCGACAAUGGCCCCUAUUUUCUACUAGCAAAUCAAAUCUUAAACGAUGCUGCCGCACAAGCAACGAACAAAACAGUAGCACAAUUUAUGGCUUCGAAAGGAAUCUUAUGGAAAACAAAUACUCCAUACGCUCCAUGCUAA